GUCGCCACUCGCAACAAAAACCUUGCCUUUGUCUGAGUCCAUACACACAAGAGCUCUAUUUAGUGGUGUUCAUCUGACACACACACACACACUCUCUCUCUCUCUCUCUCUCUCUCUCUCAUCACGACGCCGCCGCAAUGACCGUGGGAGUAUUAGCUUUACAAGGCUCUUUCAACGAGCACAUCGCGGCUCUGCGGCGGCUAGGCGUCCAAGGAAUCGAGAUUAGGAAGGCGGAGCAGCUUCUCACCGUUUCAUCUCUCAUAAUCCCUGGCGGCGAGAGCACCACCAUGGCCAAACUGGCCGAGUACCACAACCUGUUCCCGGCUCUACGUGAGUUUGUCAAGACGGGGAAACCUGUUUGGGGGACAUGCGCUGGUCUUAUCUUCUUGGCAGACAGAGCAGUUGGUCAGAAAGAGGGAGGUCAAGAACUAGUUGGUGGCCUUGACUGCACCGUACACAGGAACUUCUUUGGCAGCCAGAUUCAAAGUUUUGAAGCUGAUAUCUCUGUACCUAUUCUAACAUCUAAAGAAGGUGGGCCGGAGACAUACCGAGGAGUCUUCAUACGCGCUCCAGCUGUUCUCGAUGUUGGCCCUGAUGUCGAAGUCUUAGCGCAUUAUCCCGUCCCAUCAAACAAGGUCUUGUAUUCAAGCUCUACUGUCCAAAUCCAAGAGGAAGAUGCUCUUCUAGAGACGAACGUCAUUGUUGCGGUGAAGCAAAGAAACUUGUUAGCGACUGCGUUUCAUCCCGAGUUAACCGCAGACACGCGAUGGCACAGUUAUUUCAUGAAAAUGGCGAAAGAGAUGGAACAAGGAGCUUCUUCAAGCAGUGGUGGAACUAUUGUUUCUGUUGGAGAAACCAGCGUUGGUACCGAGCAAGCUAAGCCUGAUAUUCCUAUAUAUCAGUAAUUAAAAUAGAGAGAAGACACUCACUUCUCUUGAAAUAAAAUAGAAAAGUGUCAGAUUCUUUUUGAUGUUUUGGAAAGAAAAUGUCAAUCUAGUUUGCAUUUGUCACACAAGAAAAUUUCACAACGAGUCAUCAUCUACUUGUUUUCUUGACACAACUUUGUAUACCGUUUAAUAAAACCGGUUUACUUGGUUCA
Brassica oleracea var. oleracea is the source of this 1099-nucleotide messenger RNA. Its product is annotated as probable pyridoxal 5'-phosphate synthase subunit PDX2. Gene Ontology annotation, molecular function: glutaminase activity. The transcript is spliced from 6 exons. The record is from RefSeq and is a predicted model, not a curated record. Gene Ontology annotation, biological process: pyridoxal 5'-phosphate biosynthetic process; pyridoxine metabolic process. NCBI's taxonomy places the organism in Eukaryota, Viridiplantae, Streptophyta, Magnoliopsida, Brassicales, Brassicaceae. Gene Ontology annotation, cellular component: glutaminase complex; cytosol. Bases 138 to 905 code for a protein of 255 amino acids.